AAAAAUAAAUGAACCAAAAAGAGUGGAAAUUCCAGACUUCUUCGGCAACAAGCAAAGCGAGAAAAAGCAGUCAGCUUUAAGCACAUUGACGGGAGAGAAGACAAAGGGCAAAGUAGAAGGAGAAACGAUAUCAACAACGCGGAGUCGCAUAGGAUGGAUCCGAAGCUCGCAGAGGUCUCGCAGCUCUUUGAGCGCUUCAAAGCCGCGUUCGUCAGGCACGACUUCGAUACCUGCAGCAUACUCCUCUCACAACUCAAGGUCUUGCUAACACAAUUCAGAAGCCUCCCACCACUUUUUGAAGAAGCGCCUAACGCGGUCCAUGAAUUAAGCGUAGCAAGGGAUAUAUAUGAGCAUGCUGUUGUUCUCAGUGUAAAGACUGAGGAUCAAGAUGCAUUUGAAAGGGAUUUCUUUCAAUUGAAGCCAUAUUACACGGAUGUUGGCAACUGCCUUCCAUCAUCGCCUCAGGAGUAUCCGAUCUUAGGUCUCAACUUGUUGAGACUUCUUGUGCAGAAUAGAAUUGCUGAAUUUCAUACUGAACUGGAACUUCUUUCACCCACUGCUUUGGAGAAUCCUUGCAUCAAGCAUGCAGUGGAGUUGGAGCAAUCCUUCAUGGAAGGGGCUUACAACCGUGUGUUGAGUGCUCGACAAACGGUGCCCCAUGAGACUUACGUCUACUUCAUGGAUCUUCUGGUAAAGACAGUCAGAGAUGAAAUAGCUGGAUGUAGUGAGAAGGCAUAUGAUUAUCUUUCGAUUAAUGAUGCACAACAAAUGUUGCUGUUCUCUUCUAACCAAGAACUCUUGGAAUACGUCAAAGAGGACCAUCCUGAGUGGGAGAUAAAGAAUAAGCUUGUAUAUUUCCAGAAGGCAAAAGAAUCUGCACCUUGCAAGGAAAUACCUUCUCUGCAACUGAUCAACCAGACACUCAGUUAUGCAAGAGAGUUGGAGCGGAUUGUGUAAACAGAGCUAACUGCCAAUGGUUAUUACAAUACCCCCAACAGCUGAUACCGAUUCCGCUAUUUGAAAUUUUCUUUUUCCCAAUUCAGUGCUGAACUUUAAAAAUUGUUUCAGUUUUGUAUCUGAAUUCGACCACUUCAGUGGCACAUAUUUUCAGCAUGUUUCUUGGCAAUGCCAUUCAUCUUUGCUUUGGGUUCA
Messenger RNA from Juglans microcarpa x Juglans regia, 1152 nucleotides. Its product is annotated as 26S proteasome non-ATPase regulatory subunit 8 homolog A-like. Lineage: Eukaryota; Viridiplantae; Streptophyta; Magnoliopsida; Fagales; Juglandaceae. The transcript has 6 exons. The record is from RefSeq and is a predicted model, not a curated record. The coding region runs from base 154 to 957 and encodes 267 amino acids. Gene Ontology annotation, cellular component: proteasome regulatory particle, lid subcomplex; proteasome regulatory particle; nucleus. Gene Ontology annotation, biological process: proteasome-mediated ubiquitin-dependent protein catabolic process.